AUGAAGGUGUUCCUGUGUUCCUGUGAUGAAGGUGUUCCUGUAGGUGAUGAAGGUGUUCCUGUAGGUGAUGAAGGUGUUCCUGUAGGUGAUGAAGGUGUUCCUGUAGGUGAUGAAGGUGUUCCUGUAGGUGAUGAAGGUGUUCCUGUAGGUGAUGAAGGUGUUCCUGUAGGUGAUGAAGGUGUUCCUGUAGGUGAUGAAGGUGUUCCUGUAGGUGAUGAAGGUGUUCCUGUAGGUGAUGAAGGUGUUCCUGUAGGUGAUGAAGGUGUUCCUGUAGGUGAUGAAGGUGUUCCUGUAGGUGAUGAAGGUGUUCCUGUAGGUGAUGAAGGUGUUCCUGUAGGUGAUGAAGGUGUUCCUGUAGGUGAUGAAGGUGUUCCUGUAGGUGAUGAAGGUGUUCCUGUAGGUGAUGAAGGUGUUCCUGUAGGUGAUGAAGGUGUUCCUGUAGGUGAUGAAGGUGUUCCUGUAGGUGAUGAAGGUGUUCCUGUAGGUGAUGAAGGUGUUCCUGUAGGUGAUGAAGGUGUUCCUGUAGGUGAUGAAGGUGUUCCUGUAGGUGAUGAAGGUGUUCCUGUAGGUGAUGAAGGUGUUCCUGUAGGUGAUGAAGGUGUUCCUGUAGGUGAUGAAGGUGUUCCUGUAGGUGAUGAAGGUGUUCCUGUAGGUGAUGAAGGUGUUCCUGUAGGUGAUGAAGGUGUUCCUGUAGGUGAUGAAGGUGUUCCUGUAGGUGAUGAAGGUGUUCCUGUAGGUGAUGAAGGUGUUCCUGGACCUCAGCAAGCCACAACCGCUUGUCUGGAGCUUCCUUUGCCAUUUGUGCCAAGUGAUGAGCCAUAA
Molecule: messenger RNA, 822 nt
Organism: Camellia sinensis
Lineage: Eukaryota; Viridiplantae; Streptophyta; Magnoliopsida; Ericales; Theaceae
Source: RefSeq, a predicted model, not a curated record